Messenger RNA from Drosophila suzukii, 4899 nucleotides. RefSeq names its product membrane-bound neuregulin protein vein (gene vn). Gene Ontology annotation, biological process: nervous system development; animal organ development; intracellular signal transduction. Gene Ontology annotation, molecular function: signaling receptor binding. NCBI's taxonomy places the organism in Eukaryota, Metazoa, Arthropoda, Insecta, Diptera, Drosophilidae. The record is from RefSeq and is a predicted model, not a curated record.
GUCAAAUCGAGCAGACCUGUGUCGCUCCGUAGAGCGAGUUCCCCCAAAUAAAAAAAGAAUUAUACGAAAUACCGCCUGUGUUAGGAGCAGAAAAAAGAAUAAUUUUAAACCAACAUACACAAUCAGUUAGUUUCCACCGACAGUCCGCAGAAACCAUUCGACGGCAACGGAACGGGCGCGCGAUUGUCGGCAAUCCGAAAGAUAGCCAAAUAUUAUUGUUCAGACACACAGAGGGCGUUGAUAAAAGAUCACCCAGACAACUGAAGAUCGAGCCGAGUGUUUUGAAAUCAGUGAGAUUCUGUGUGAAAAGUCGGUUCAAUUAAUUCGAAAUAAAUAAAAGAGUACCCAGCGAAUUUCACCAGCUGGAGUAAACGAAGUGACCCACCGAACAAAUCGAACCCAACCAAUGCAAUCAAUCGAUAGAUCGAUCGUGUAAAAGGACUUUCGGUUUCGUUAAGAGUGUGCGGCAAAGUGCCGGAUUUGUGAUUCCCCCGGCAAACGAGGACUUUUUGCGGAAUAAAUCCAAGAAAACAGCAGUGGCAACAAUAACAACAUCAGCCGGAGCAUCGUCAUAGAUUUUGGCUCUCCUAAAGCAACAACUUCUGUCUGCACUUGGUAUAUGUACUUAAAUAUAUAUACUUAUCUAUACGCACAGAUAUAUAAAACAAAAACGAUCGAUUCUCGUGCCCGCGCGUGUGACUGUGUGCGUUCCCAUGUUGCAUAUAUAUAUGCACAAAAAUAUAUACAUAUAUAUAUAUCUCUAGAGCCGACUGUUGCGACGACUUUUCUAUAUAAUCGGCUAGUGAGCACGCAGACAUCGAAAAGGUGCACAACUACAACCAAACAGAUGCGGGUAUAUAUGUAUAUGUAUUGCAUAUAUAUCUAGCCAAAGCCAAAGUAGAAGAUAUAUAUGCGUAUAAGCUGAACGCGGCGCACUCUGCUCUGUUUUUUCUUUUAUAAUUACUUUUGUCUAAAAUUAGAAGACGUGUGUGUUGUGUGUGCCCCGUCCGUGUAUCCGUAUCCGUGAGAUACGCGUGAGUGUCCGCGUCUGCUAUAUCGCACAUCAUCAUCAUCAUCAACGUACACCAUCCUCAUCAUCAUCAUCAUCGUCAUCGUCAUCAGAGAUCACCAGAGAUCUGCGGCGGUGUGUGUGCCAGAAAAGACUACUCGUGAAUCAGACUACGGCUGCGACUACGACUACGACUACGGCUACGGCUAUAUAGGCGAGAGAUCGCGUAUACGGCCAGACAAACAUUAUCGUAUAUCUGGCGGCGAGGAUUACAAUUACAAGAGCAGCAAAAGCAACAGCAACAGCAAAAGCAGCCGAAGCUAAAGCCGAAUACGAAUACGAGUACAAACGAGCCCCAAUCCGAAUCCGAGUACGCAUCCGAACCCGAAUCGAGACGAUACGAUACGAUACGAAACGAUCGCGCGCGUGAAAAACCUCGUGAAGAAAAGCGCUACGAGAAAAGUGGGGGAAAAAUCAAACGCCACGCGACCUUAGGCCCGUCCAAUUGGGGGGGCGUGCAGCGGGGCGUGGCCGUGCGUCGACUCCUAGCGAUCGCUCAAGUGAAACGCGGCGAAAUUCUGGGCAGAUAACAAAAAAUGAGUCACCAAAAAAGCAGCAGCAGCAGCACUAGCAACAGCAACAACAGCAACAGCAACAACAUCAAACAACCGAGUGCGGCCAAGUGUUCAUAAAUUAAUGCUAGGAAUACAGUGUUGUGUUAGACCAGUCCGAAAGACACUAUCCCCCUCUCUCUCACCCUCGAACAGUCCGUCUCUCUCUCGCCCCUGCUGUCGCUCAAAAUGCUACGAAACUAUCGAAAGUAUUUGCAGGAUAAACGGAAAUACGACAAGCCACAACGACGAGGCAGCGAAGAAUACAUUUGUCACGUUUAGGCAGAUUGCAAGGACACAGGAUACACCAACCCCCCAGCAGCAGCAGCAACUUGCAGCAAUACGCAGCAGCAGCAACACGCAGCAGCAACACUCGCUAUCGAGAUUUUGUACAUAAAGUCGGGGCAAUAGCAACAACAACUUUGGAGGACGCCAUGUAUGCGCAACAUUUGCGCAAAUGGAGUCUAAAAACAAAAACGCAACUAAUGCCAUUGAUAUUGCUAAUUAUCAGCUACAUGUUGCUACUAAACACAUGUGUGUCGGCGACGACACAGCAGCAACAGCAGCAGCAGCAACAACAGCAACAGCCAAGAUUAUGGGAAGGCAGUGCCGAAGAAAGCAGCUACUAUAUACCACUGAGUUCGGAUAAUGGCAGCGGGAGCAGUGAAAGCAGCAGCAGCAGCAGCAACAUCGACAACAAUAUCUUAAGUAGGCUGCUCAGCCUCACCAGCAAUAGUCUUAGUAGCCGUAGCAAUGUUAAGUUAGAGCCAGCAACAGUAUUCGACGCCGGCAGCAGUUCAGCCGCUCAGCAGGAGCAACAUGUUGCUGCCGUGCCAGAGCAGCAGCAGCAGCAACAGCAGCAGCAGCAGCAGUCAAUGCAAAAAGUUCCAAAUACGUUAAUCAAUAGUCAAAUAUAUAAUUUAUUAUACAAUGGCAUGCCCAGCGAGGCGGCGAGCAGUAAAAUGCGUCGUCACAUCCAACCAUCACAGCUGCAACAUCAGCAACAUCAACAGGAGAGUUUAGCCCGAUUGCCGAGCAACUACAGCAGUCGGGCGGUACAGAGCUAUCUGAUAGAGUCCUUCGAAGUGCCAGAUAGCCAGGCGGAGGAUCGCAGUCAGGAGCAGACGGCGCGAAGUCGGCGCGACGGGAGCAACACCAACGUCAGCCGGCAGCAACAUCGCCCCGGCCAUCGGCAACAGUUGCAGCAGGACAAGCGCGAUCAUCGCCGCCAGCGGCAGGAUCAAAGGAAGGAGCAGCAACAUCAGCACAGGAGCAACAACAACAACCAGCAGAAUAAGCAGCGCAGGAAGCACCAGCGGAAGCAUUGGGGUCACCAGCGAUCCGAACGCUACUGCUCCGCCCGGGAUCCCGCCCAGUUGGCCUAUGCGGCGCCCACCGUCUUCCAGGGCGUCUUCAAAUCGAUGUCGGCCGAUCGACGGGUCAACUUCUCGGCCACCAUGAAGGUGCAGAAGGUGUACAAGCAGCAGCAUGACCUCCAGUUGCCCACGCUGGUGCGAUUGCAGUUCGCGCUGAGCAACAACAGCGGCGAGUGCGACAUCUACAGGGAGCGAUUGUUGCCGCGGGGCCUGCUCCGGUCCGGAAACGAUCUGCAGCAGGCCUCGGAUAUAUCCUACAUGAUGUUUGUCCAGCAGACGAACCCGGGCAACUUCACCAUCCUCGGCCAGCCCAUCAGGGUCACCCACUCGGUGGUGAAAUCGGUCAAAAUGGCUGUGAGCGAAAAUUAUGCACAGAACGCAUCGAUCACGUCGAUCACCUCGGUGCCGAAUAAUACCACCAUCGAGCAUGGCCGGGAACUGAGGAUCGUCUGCAAGGUGUCGGGCCAGCCGCCCCCGAAGGUCACCUGGUUCAAGGACGACAAGUCCAUCAAUCGCAAGCGCAACGUUUACCAAUUCAAGCAUCACAAAAGACGUUCCGAGCUGAUCGUGCGCUCCUUCAAUAGUUCCUCCGAUGCGGGCAAGUACGAGUGCCGGGCCAAGAAUAAGGCCAGCAAGGCGAUCGUCAAGCGCCGCAUCAUGAUCAAGGCCUCGGCAGUUCUCUUUCCGUUGGACCAGUCGCGCAGCUCGGGCACCCCCUGUCACUUCGAAUUCUGCUUCCAUGGCGGCACCUGUAUGAUGAUCGCAGAUCUGAACGCGGUCUUCUGCAGGUGCCCAACCGAAUUCUUCGGCGAACGUUGCGAGAACAGUAUGCCCGACAGUAGGUACAGCAAUAGUAAUCCUCCCGAACCAUGCAAAAAUUAUCAUGGAGGUUAUUACUGCUAAAAUAGGCACUUCUAUAGCAUCGAUUGUUUUACGUCGAGUCAAACGCGAGUUAUGCACAAAACCGAAACCGAAUCAAAUCAAGCAAACCGAACUCAGUGCCCAUACCAAAAUAAUGAAUAACAUAAUAUACAAUAAAGUAAAGUAAAAUAAAAUAACACAACAGUACUACAAACUAAAAUAGAGCAAAGCAAAAACAACGAAAUUCCCAUUGCUAUCCUUCCACAUGAAAACUUUCUGCAGUACAGCUGAAAACAGAGAAAGUGAAAUAAACCAAAUAUAGUUGAUAAAUGAUAAAGCGACACAGCCACACCCAAUCACAUAGACAGAAAGUACAAAUACAGUAUGCAGAAUCGGACCCAAAUCUAUCCUCCAGACACCCAAUCACACACUCCACACACACACACCACACCCCCUACUAUCAGUCACUUUGAAAACGACGAACUAAAAGUUUUAUUAGAGAACACAUUCCAAAAAGAAACAAAGUAAAGUCUUAAUAACGAAAACAAAGAGUAAACAAAAUAAAUAACUAACCAAGUUGUUCAUAAUAUUUAUUAUUUUGUAAACUAAAAACCAUAUUAAGAGCAAUCAUUAAAAACGAGAAAAAUCAAAUAAAUACGAAUAAAAACAAAGGGUGCUAUAGAAGGUUUAUUUUAAAUAGUGUUUAAAUAGGAACUUAAUUUAAUUUCAACUCACUCAUCACACAAACCACACACCAACCAAAACCACAAGUAAAUGUAAAAAAACAGCAAAACAAAACAAAAUUAUCAAGCAACUUGGACGGACGGACAAGAGAACUGGCGGACGGACAACCGGACAACCGGACAUUUUACCCACAAAGUACCGAGAAACUUGUCGAAUCCUUUGGCUCAGCCCACAUUUACUCACCCCCACAACACAACAUGAAUAUCCAGAUUUACGAUAACAAUCAACAGAGGCUCUCUUAAGUUAGAUACACGAAUAUCCACACGCAUAAACGAUGGCAAGUUCGCCAAAAAAAAAA